This is a messenger RNA of Sclerotinia borealis F-4128, 654 nucleotides long. NCBI's taxonomy places the organism in Eukaryota, Fungi, Ascomycota, Leotiomycetes, Helotiales, Sclerotiniaceae. The record is from the annotation of a GenBank genome assembly.
AUGAAGUUCGGUAGUCUAGCCCUAGGAUUGGCAUUGGUGGUGGGAAUUAUAUAUGCUGCGGAUAUCGAUGUGCGGCAGGCGGAUGUACAAUUGGAGGGGGAAUUUUCGAGGGAAUUUGGGAAUGGAUUGUUGGGGAGGGCUUUGACGAAUUUGCAGAUAUUUACAGGAUCGUUAGGUGGUGUUACAGCUGAUCCGAUAACCAAUUCUGGAGAUCAUUCCAGAUCUUUUAUGGUUGAGGGUGACACAUUUCCCGCAUUCACCGACGCCGUCUCCCGCUCCUGCGCAAACCAAAAUAAUAAAUGCGCCGACGCAGCUAAUAACCCCAAAGAAGCAACCAAGGACUUAAGUUUAAGGGAUUGGGAUAGAGGAAAUGGGAAUGGCGAGGUUGAAAGAGAUGGAUCGAGGGCUGGUCCCUUCAUCAACGAUGAUGUAAUGUUUAUCUGGGGCACGACAGAGGAGAGAGGAGAGAUGCGGAUGGGUGGAGAUGGGAUGACUUUUCCAUUUUUGUAUGAAGUAAAGGGCUUGAGAAGAAGGAAAGCUAAUUUCUCCAACAACUCAGCAUCGUGUAAAGCAGCUGGAGCAUCAGCUACCCAGACGAACUUUCAGGUGUUGACAAGUUCAAAUGCCGAGUUUGAUUUUAUUUGUGAUUCAUAG